AUGAGUGGGAUGCUUGGCCGGUUGGAGGUGAUCUCGGAGAAGCUGACGAGCAAGAUCCCCAACUACAGAAGCUGCGCAAGACGGAGAAAGAUGCAGGAGAUGAUCCGAAUCGAGGAAGGCAAAGCGGUCGUGGCCUCAAGCUCAACAGGCAUGAAGAGAGAACGCGGCUUCAUGCCAGCAGGAGGAGCGGAAGACAUUGACUACAGAGUCUUGCAGCAAGACGCGGGCACGCGCAGCGCCAAGCAACGUGCUGCUGCGGCCGGGGGUAAUCUGGAGGCGGGCAAGCGCCAGAGGAGCUUCGUGCGAGACCGACUUUUGAUGGAGACCUGGUUGGAGGGGCGCGCCUGCUACAACUACCUUACCUACCCUCCUUUGCCAGCUUUGUCCUUGGACAAUAUCGACCAUGCGACGCAGGCGCGAGCGAGCCCCUUGACUUAUGAGCGCACGGCGAGGCUCCUUCUGCUGCCCGCCUCUGUGGCACCUUUUAUGGCCGCGCCGCUGAGCUUUGAGGAGUUGGCUCGGGGGCUUUACGAUUUCGACAGUGCUCGCACCACGGUGGACCAAGAGCUGCGCUUUGCAGGGCUCCUUUGGCGCAGCGCAGUUAACGUUCAGGCGCCCGUUCCGUGCGUGUUCUGGAAGCGUCCGUGGUCCACGCUGCAGCGGACGCAUUUGCGGGGCGAGACGCGGGAGGGCUAUGCGGUUGAUGAAAGUGAAGAGUCCUCCAUCUUCGAGCAUGGCAAGGUGCCGAAGAUCUGGCUGGUCUCAGAGACCAGCUCUUCCAACGAGCGUGAGAGCAUCACUGGGAGGCCGGCAGGCUCCAGCUCAGGAAGCUCGGGGUCAGCAGGUAAAGCUGUGCCACCAGGCGGCAAAGCCGCGCCACCAGGGGGAGGCCACGCAGUGUUCCAGAAGGACUUGACGAAGUCCUGUGCGGUGGUUGCUCUGUCAGAUCCGGGAUCCGACCUUGAGAUGCGCUGUAAGGAGAUCUUGGACGGCAUCCCCAAAGAUGAGGCCGGGCGCCUGACUUCCUUUGGCAGCAGUGCCCAUGGCCAAGGGACCUGCAAACCGUGUGCGUAUUGGUUCAAGGGGUGCUGUCAAAAUGGAGUUGCGUGUCAUAACUGCCAUUUCAUACACGAAGGUCAGAGGCCAAAACGGCUCAGGCCAAAGCAAGCCAAGUCCAAAGGCGCUGCAAGCGCGUCGGACGACGUAGAGAGAAGAAGAAGAAGGACCAGCAGCGCGCGUGGAUGGCCCAGAGCCUGGCAGACCAUUGGGCGAUCGUGUGAUACCAUCAGCCCCGGGUCCGGUGGAGAAGGCUGCUUCUUUGGAUGGUCAGGUAACUUCUGCAACACUGCAGGCAGUGUGUGA
Effrenium voratum is the source of this 1362-nucleotide messenger RNA. The record is from the annotation of a GenBank genome assembly. NCBI's taxonomy places the organism in Eukaryota, Dinophyceae, Suessiales, Symbiodiniaceae.